AUGAAAAGUAUAGCUCUAGGUUCUACACAUUCGAGCAGGAUCUGUAGGGGUCACUGGGUUACUAGGUUGACCUUAUCUUAUGAGGUUGAUACUAGUGGGAUAGUUCCUAUGCCUAUCUGGGAGAUGGGCAUUAUCGCUCUCGGGAAAGAGUGGGUUUUGGUUCGGGGAGUGGGGCAGCAGUGGAGGAUUCCAGAGGAUGAUAUCGUGGAGUCGAUCCAACAGGUGGAGUCGGAGGACAUCCCUAAGCCGACCUUCAUGAGACGUCAGAGGCGUAAGUACAUGAAGCCUGACCAGCCAGAGUUGACUCUACGUGACGUGAUACAGUGUCUGGUUGCUGCACAGGAAUAA
Molecule: messenger RNA, 348 nt
Organism: Lactuca saligna
Lineage: Eukaryota; Viridiplantae; Streptophyta; Magnoliopsida; Asterales; Asteraceae
Source: the annotation of a GenBank genome assembly